Molecule: messenger RNA, 411 nt
Organism: Aegilops tauschii subsp. strangulata
Lineage: Eukaryota; Viridiplantae; Streptophyta; Magnoliopsida; Poales; Poaceae
Source: RefSeq, a predicted model, not a curated record
AUGGGGACGCCUUGGGGAAGCGGUAAUGGCGACGGCGGGAACUUGAUCUGGUGGAUCGGGACUCCCGCCGGCGCAGUCGAUGCGGGGCCGGAGCUGACCGGCGGUGGCUGCUGCAGCGGACCGCCGGGCGCGACAGAGGCCGCCGGGAGCGGUGGCUACCACUGUAGCCAGGGCGGGGCGGUGGUGAUGGUGGAUGGCAGCUGCAGCGGCCGGCGAGCGCGGCGGGGAUGCCCUGGGGCAGCGGCUGCUGCGGAGGCUGCCAGGAGCGGCGGCUGCCGCUGCAGCCAGGGCGGGGCGAUGGAUGGCAGCUGCUGCAGCCGCCCGGCGAGCGCUGCGGAGGCCGCUGGGUGCAGCGGCUGCCACGGCGGCGCGGUGGCGGCGAUGAGCGGCGCAGCAGGGUGCGGCCCGUAG